This is a messenger RNA of Carassius auratus (goldfish), 2087 nucleotides long. RefSeq lists its product as uncharacterized. The coding region runs from base 175 to 2016 and encodes 613 amino acids. Lineage: Eukaryota; Metazoa; Chordata; Actinopteri; Cypriniformes; Cyprinidae. The record is from RefSeq and is a predicted model, not a curated record. The transcript is spliced from 2 exons.
AUCACGGUUAAAUGCUAAGGUGUUGAUAUAGACCCUUUCAACAAGAUAAACAAAAACAAUGCUUGAAUGUUCUAUUUUGUUCCCAAUCUACUUCCUCUGCAUUAAGAUAACAUAUGGAAUGUUAAAACAGAAGCCUUGUGGGAACAACUAUGCUGAUAAUGCAACUCUCUUGAAAUGGUCUAUUGGACUGGUUUUUUUUGUGUAGAUGUGGGAAAACGACUUGAACAAAUUAGGGAUGAGAAUGACUAUCUCAGUCUGACUGACAUGGACACAGAUACAGGGCUAAAUGACAGGCAUGAAAAUGACAAUGACAGUGUAGAAUUGUUAGAAGAUUGUCUCAGUUGUGCAAAUGAUACCUCAGGUAUUGAAGCAGGAACAGUCUUUCAUGAAGAGGAAGGUGGCAUGGAGUUUGAGUCAGACUAUACUGAGGGUCUCUUAGCUAGUGGCAGUGAUAGUUCCGAACCUGAAGAUGAGAUCUAUGAGAUGUCCUUAUCUGACAAGAUUGCGGACUGGGCCAGACACUUUGGAAUUUCAUUGGUUGCUCUGACUGCCCUACUAGGCAUCCUUUGCCUCUCCCAUCCUGAUCUUCCAAAGGAUGGCAGGACCCUCCUUAGGACAACAACUAAAUAUUCCAUUCAAGAGAAGGCAGGGGGAAAAUACUACUAUUUUGGCAUCAUCCAUUCACUUAGUGCUACACUCCGCGGGUAUGCACACACGCUAACUGAUGGCUUAACCUUGAGGCUACAAAUAAACAUAGAUGGGCUACCAUUAUUUAAAAGCUCAAGUGUUCAGCUGUGGCCCAUCCUGGGUCUCCUGCUCAGUGUCCCUAUGAAAGAGCCUGUAGUGAUCGCAUUAUACUCUGGAGAAAAAAAACCUUCAUCAGCAAAAGAAUUCCUCGAAGACUUCACCAGAGAAUUAGUUCAUCUGGAAAAGGGUUUCUGUUUCGUGGGAAAGACUUUGACCCUUAAACUUGAUACAGUAAUUUGUGACACACCGGCAAGAGCAUUUGUGAAACACACCAAAAGUCACAAUGCCUACCACGCCUGCGAUAAAUGCACAAACCCUGGUAGACAUGAACAGAGCCGAAUGAGUUUUCCAUGUAAAGAUUAUGCACUAAGGACGGAUGAGUCUUUCAAUGACAGGUUAGAUGAGAUACAUCACCAUGAGGGGCCACAUGCAUUUGAGGGUACUGGGGUUGGCAUGGUGUCACAGUUUCCCCUAGAUUACAUGCACCUUGUGUGCUUAGGUAUCGUUAGGCGCUUGCUCAAUAUGUGGCUUCGUGGUCCUCUGACUGUCCGUGUCCCUGCAACUAUAGUUGAACAAAUGUCCGCUAAAUUGGUAUCCAUGAGGCCUUAUAUUCCGGUAGAGUUUGCCAGAAAGCCGCGAUCUCUUAGAGAAUUGGAUCGCUGGAAGGCUACUGAGCUAAGGCAGUUUCUUUUGUACACUGGACCUGUAAUGCUGGCCAGUUUUCUGGACAAAGACCUGUAUCAGAAUUUUAUGCUUCUCUUCUCUGGUAUCUCCAUCUUAGCAAGCCCAACAUUUUCCUACCUCACUGAUUACGCUGACACUUUACUGAAGUCGUUUGUGCAGCACUUUGCUACACUUUAUGGGAGACACAACGUUGUGUAUAAUGUACACUGCAUAACCCAUCUGGCAGGUGAAGUUCAGCAGCAUGGUCACCUUGACUCCUUCUCUGCCUUCCCAUAUGAAAAUUAUCUGCAGAAGAUAAAAAAACUGGUUAGAAAACCAGAAUAUCCUUUAGCACAGAUCAUUCGUCGUCUGUCAGAAGUAAAAAUUCGGGAGGUUACAUUACCUGGCAGCACUUUAAGACGGCAGCAUUUUGUGGGCCCUAUUGUUGGGGGGAUGGCCAUCAAGGCACAGUAUGGCGAGAUGUCCACUGAGAAGUGGACUCUCAGAACAUCGACUGGUGAUAACAUCUUCAGGCUUGGAAAUGACAUUGUCUGCAUCCAAAAUAUUGUGGAAUGCAUUGGGGGGGGGCAUUUAUGCAAUAUAUAAGGAAUAUAGAAGGAAGUCAUUGUUCUUUAGCUACCCAUUUAGCUCGGAUACACUGAAUAUUUACAUCAUUU